AUGAAUAUCAAUGCUCGAGCUUGGAUAUACUUAAAUCCUCCUCGCCAACGAGCUUAUCAGUUCUUAUCAGAUAACGGUGUCAUGUCGAACAUUGAAUUAUCCCGUGAUAACCGUAAUAACCUGUCAUUGGGAAUUCGUUCUGCGCCUGAGUUCAAGCCCAGGAAAGUCUCUUCAGUUCGGGAUUUCCCACCUGGGUGUGGCCCCAAUGCUAAGCCGGUGGAUUUGAAGUUCGACAGUGUUAAGCUGGGAACAUCCUAUGGGCAUAAGGAUGAAUUCCUUCAUAGAAGAGUGUCUGCUGCUUGUGAUUUUCCUCCAUUAUGCGGUCCAAAUGCUCCUCAACCUACCCAAGAAGAACAACAGAUGAUUAGUCAUGGAAAAGAUUGUGUGGAUGACAGUAAAAAAAUUGAAGUGGAAACAGAUGCAACUCAGACACCAAGGAAAAAUCUGGAAAGAGGGGCAUUGAUGGAGACGCAGAUCAUAUCUCAAACCGAAUCUGUGGAUGGAGUUGAAAAGGUUGAAGUCAGAACAGCAGCUGUCGAAACAAUUAGAGGAACAAUUGGAGAAGAUGUCAUGAAGCUGCCUUUAUCGUGGCGACACAAAGCUGUUGCCAAAAGAAGUAAAAUUGUGAGAGAUAUUUCAGGGGUGGCAUCCAUGAAGAAGAAAACAAUUCCGGGUGCAUUGACCCUCAGGGAUCAAACAAGUUAUGGUGCCCAUGAUGAAAAUCUACCCUCAAAUUCUCGUUCCAGCAACGCACCAUAUGGUUUUGAUGUUAGCAUCCCUCCCAAACAUUCCAGUCAUGAUGAUGCCUGUAAUAGAGUGAUAGAGACUCUUCGAUUGUUUCGUUCUAUUUCCAGAAAACUCUCGCAAAAUGAAGCAAAGUCCGAGAAUCAACCCAAGAGGAUUGAUCUUCACGCAGCAAAGAUUAUCAAAGAAGGAAAAAUGGAAGUUAACACAGGCAAGCAAAUUUUGGGAGAAGUGCCAGGAAUUGAAGUGGGGGAUGAGUUUCAAUACAGAGUUGAGCUUGCCAUUAUUGGCAUUCACCGCCUAUACCAGACCGGCAUAGAUUCAAUGAAGCACAAUGGAAUAUCAGUCGCAAAUAGUAUUGUCGAUGCUGGUGUUUAUGCUGGUGAUAAGCAUAAUGCUGACACCUUGUUAUACUCUGGAAAUGGGGGAAACAUUGUUGGGAAAAAUAAGCAGCCGAAAGAUCAGAAGCUCGAGAAAGGAAAUUUGGCUUUAAAGAAUAGUAUAUCAACAAAGACUCCUGUUCGUGUUGUCCGAGGAUUGAAAGAAAAAAACCCUUCAGGUAAGCUAGUCACAACCUAUGUUUAUGACGGCUUAUAUACUGUGGACAGGUAUUGGCAAGAAACUGGACCUCACGGGAAGCUAGUUUUCAUGUUUGAGUUGAGUCGAAUUCCCGGUCAACCUAAGCUUAGAAAGAAAUCAAAGAUAUAA
Fraxinus pennsylvanica is the source of this 1452-nucleotide messenger RNA. Lineage: Eukaryota; Viridiplantae; Streptophyta; Magnoliopsida; Lamiales; Oleaceae. The record is from the annotation of a GenBank genome assembly.